AUGGACAUCAAUUUGGCCACGAAUCAGAAAAGUCCAUGCGCUAUUCCUGAACCAUUUUGUGAGACAUCUUCGAUCAACGUUGCUAGUAGUCCUCUUAGAAAUGGCUACGUGGGAUCAAGAGCAUCUUUCAAUUCCGCUCGCUCCUCAUUCACACUCGGAGAUCUUGAUAAGGGAGGAAAAGGGCUAUUGGAUACUGGUCCUCAAGAGCGAGGUAGGCUGGCCACGACUGAAUGGAUUGGCGAGUGUGAUACUGCUACUGCUCCUGUCAGCAAUAAUCUUAGUGGCAUAGAUGGCAACAGUAACGGCUGCAAUACAUUAUGUUCACGCGGCUUUUUUGUUAGUAAUGAUGCCACAUUCUCAGACCCUAUCCGUUUUUCCAAUGAAUCUGGUCGAGAUGAACUCGAGCUUACUACGAGUCUUGAGGCAGCCGCUUCUGCAGCCAUAGUUUCCGGUCUUUCGUUUUGCAUCUCUGCCACCAAUGGUUCUCGGCCUUUGGACACGGACCUAGACACAGGAAAACUCUGCUCAGCUGCAAAAUCAGGAACUCCAAAUGGGAUUUGUGCUGGUACGUCCGGAAAACCUACGAGGAUCGUAUUCACUCCGGCGCAGAAGGCUAGAUUGCAGGCUACCUUU
This is a messenger RNA of Protopolystoma xenopodis, 633 nucleotides long. Lineage: Eukaryota; Metazoa; Platyhelminthes; Monogenea; Polystomatidea; Polystomatidae. The record is from the annotation of a GenBank genome assembly.